This is a messenger RNA of Acyrthosiphon pisum (pea aphid), 2333 nucleotides long. RefSeq names its product trehalase. Lineage: Eukaryota; Metazoa; Arthropoda; Insecta; Hemiptera; Aphididae. Bases 1 to 1821 code for a protein of 606 amino acids. The record is from RefSeq and is a predicted model, not a curated record. Gene Ontology annotation, biological process: trehalose catabolic process. Gene Ontology annotation, molecular function: alpha,alpha-trehalase activity. The transcript has 10 exons.
AUGCGUAUUACUAACUUACUGGUCGUGUGUCUGGCACAUUUUGCGUAUUACACACAUGCAAAUAAUCAGGAAUUUGUUCAUUUGGCAAGAGGAUAUUAUCACGUAUCCAAUGGACUUCAGGCAUCGUGUCAAAGCCAAAUAUACUGUGAAAGUGAUCUACUGAAGGACGUACAACUAGCUCACAUUUUUCCAGAUUCGAAAACUUUUGUGGAUAUGAAACUAAAAUACUCAGAAUCUGAGAUUUUAAAAAACUACCAAGUAUUGAAAGACGGUAACAACGGUGUAGUGCCCAAAGAAAAGAUAGUUAAAUUUGUCGACGAACAUUUCAUGGACGGUGAUGAGUUAGAGGUAUGGACCCCUUCCGACUUUAAUGAAUCUCCUUCGAUCGCCAAUCGGAUUAAAGACAAGAAUUACAAACAGUGGGCAUUGGGAUUAAACCAAGUAUGGAAAACCCUAGCGAGGAAAGUUAAGGACGACGUGAGAUUACAUCCUGACAGAUAUUCGCUGAUAUGGGUUCCAAAUGGUUUUGCCAUACCCGGAGGCCGAUUUAGAGAACUUUACUAUUGGGACACGUACUGGAUUGUUAACGGGAUGUUAUUGUGUGACAUGUCGACAACAGCUAGAGGUGUUAUUGACAAUAUAUUAUCGUUGGUGCUGCAAUUUGGUUUCAUGCCGAAUGGUGGACGAGUGUACUACCUGAAUAGAUCACAACCGCCAAUGGUGACGUUGAUGGUAUCAAGCUACUAUAAAGCAACCAACGACUUUGAAUAUGUAAAAAAAGUCAUAUCUAUCUUAGAUAGUGAAUUCGAGUUUUGGACGGAAAACCGAAUGGUUACUUUCGAGAAGAACGGCAAAUCGUACACAAUGGCAAGAUACUACGCACCGUCAAGGGGUCCAAGACCAGAGUCUUAUAGAGAGGACUACGAAUCAGCAGAAUUUUUGAAAACUGAAAACGAAAAACAAGAAUUGUAUACCCAAAUUAAGUCUGCGGCAGAGACCGGAUGGGACUUUUCAAGUAGAUGGUUUAUAACUGCCAACGGCUCGGAUCGUGGGAUAUUGGCUGAUAUAAAAACGACGUAUAUAAUACCAGUGGAUUUGAACUGUAUAUUGCACAAGAAUGCACUGUUGUUGAGUUCGUGGUAUAGUAAGAUGGGAGAUACAACUAAAGCCGAGAAAUAUCGUGCGAUCGCUGAGAAACUCGUCUACAGUAUACAAGAAGUUAUGUGGAGACCAGACCUAGGGGCGUGGUUUGACUGGGAUAUGUUGAAUAAUAAAAGUCGAGAAUAUUUUUUCGUUUCCAAUAUUGUACCUCUAUGGACAGAAAGCUACAAUAUGCCGAAAAAGGCUGUAGCUAGUUCAGUGUUGGGAUAUCUAAGAGAUCAUCAUAUCAUCGAAGCCGAUUAUACUGUGAAUUUUAACGGAACACCUACGUCUUUGUACAAUUCAUCACAACAGUGGGACUUCCCAAAUGCGUGGCCUCCUCUACAAGCUUUCAUCAUUCAAGGUCUAGACAGGACACAACAGAAACUGGCACAACAGGUGUCAUUUAGAUUGGCUGAAGUUUGGUUACGCUCAAAUUAUAAAUCAUUCGCAGAGAAAUCAAUGAUGUUCGAAAAAUAUGAUGUUCUAGCAUCGGGAGAAACUGGUGGCGGUGGUGAAUAUACUCCGCAGACAGGUUUUGGUUGGACAAAUGGAGUCGUGUUUGAGUUUUUAAAUAGAUGGGGCGAUACAUUAUCUAACGGGAUAAACGGAUGUACUACCGGUUAUAGAUAUUUGUGUGAUUUCAAUAGGAUCAGACAACAGUUAAUGUUUUGGACUUGAGAAGACACGGGUAAUCGUCUUAUUCGCCUAUGCACCGGAAACUGAUUAUACUUAGGUACCUAAUUAAAUUUACCAUGCGUCAAACGGCUGAAACGCUGAUAAAUUUUAUUCAAAGAAGAAACUCAGUAUUAAUUAAUUAUUACAUAAUAAUUUUUAUUAUCUAAAAAAUAUUAUUUUUAGAUAAUUUUUAUUAAACAAAAGACAACACAUACCUAGAAUUAUUGAUUUUUUAUACACACAAAAACAAUGCAACGCGAAAUAACAUAUGUUUAUUGAUAAAUAAUUUGUUAAAAUAUUGUUUCAUUUAUAUACAUUGUAUAAGAUAGUUUUACACUUGUUUUAAUUACUAUAAGGAAUUGUUGUUGAUGUUAAUAUUAUUAAAAAAAGAACAGGCAAUUUUUAAUAGUUAAAAUACUUGUAAUUUAUAUAUUAUACACUUUUUUGCAUGUACAACAGGUAUUUGAUAUGCCUUAUUAAUUUAUUGGAAAUAUAUAAAAAAAAUUGAAAAACAA